This is a messenger RNA of Psammomys obesus (fat sand rat), 1751 nucleotides long. RefSeq names its product Ras association domain family member 7 (gene Rassf7). Lineage: Eukaryota; Metazoa; Chordata; Mammalia; Rodentia; Muridae. The record is from RefSeq and is a predicted model, not a curated record. Bases 297 to 1376 code for a protein of 359 amino acids. Gene Ontology annotation, biological process: signal transduction. The transcript has 6 exons.
UGUGCCGGGUUCUCGAGCCUCCUGAGCACUGGGCGCGGCACCGGGGAGCCGGCUCCGACCGAGUUGAAGCCGAUCUGGGCAAAGGGGUGCGCGGUGGCUGGGCUGCACCUGCGUCUGCCCGCUGCGGAGUGGGACGUCUGGAUCCCGCGCGGCCGGAGAUCAGCAGUGAGGCGGGCUGUGCCCCCAGCGGGGCGGGACCACCGGAGCACUGGCUGGACGGGAGGGACUCUACAGGCGGACCGGGAACUGACGGGGUCUGCUCAGGUCUGGGGUCGGUUUGGAGAUGGAGGACAGGUAUGGUCUUGGAGCUUGUGGCCAUGGAGCUGAAAGUAUGGGUGGAUGGCAUCCAGCGGGUGGUAUGUGGGGUCUCAGAACAGACCACCUGCCAAGAAGUGGUCAUCGCGCUAGCCCAAGCUAUAGGCCAGACAGGUCGCUUUGUCCUUGUGCAGCGUCUUAGAGAGAAGGAACGACAGCUGCUGCCACAGGAGUGUCCAGUGGGGGCCCAGGCUACCUGUGGACAGUUUGCCAGUGAUGUUCAGUUUGUCCUGAGGCGGACAGGGCCCAGCCUGUCUGGGAGACCCUCCUCAGACAACUGUCCACCCCCAGAACGAUGCCCAAUUCGUGCCAGCCUUCCCCCAAAGCCAUGGGCAAAACCAGGCCGUGAACCACGCAAAGCACUGACCUUCAACCUAGGAUGUACCAAGCUGGUUUCUAGCCCCUCUACCCCUGAGCCUGUAGCCCUAGUAGGACCCACACCAGACUGCCUUGCAGACCUGCAGGGCCUAGAACUCAGGGUACAGAGGAAUGCUGAGGAGUUGGGCCAUGAGGCCUUCUGGGAGCAGGAGCUACAACGAGAACAAGCCAGGGAGCGUGAGGGACAGGCACGCCUACAAGCGCUGAGUGCAGCCACUGCCGAGCAUGCUGCCCGGCUGGAGGCCCUAGAUGCCCAGGCCUGUGCCCUGGAGGCAGAGCUUCGACUGGCUGCUGAAGCCCCUGGUCCUCCGUCAGCUACCGCCUCUGCUGCUGAGCGCCUGCGCCAGGACCUGGCCAUCCAGGAGCGGCACAGUCUGGAGAUGCAGGGUACCUUGGCCCUGGUGAGCCAGGCUCUAGAGGCUGCUGAGCACGCACUCCAGGCCCAGGCUCAGGAGCUGGAGGAGCUGAACAGGGAACUUCGUCAGUGCAACCUGCAACAGUUUAUCCAGCAGACAGGGGCUGCAUUGCCAUCGCCUCCACAGCUGGACAGAACCAGCCCUAGCACCCAGGACCUUCUGCCUCCAACUAGAGAAGAGAACCUCCAGGGAGUCCCCCAGAGCCAUAUCCUAGUGUCCAGCCUGAGUCCUGAAGUUCCCCCAAUGAGGCAGAGCUCCUGGAGGUAGCAGUUCCUACGCAAGUAGGGGUCACUGAGGACAGAUGAGCAAGCACAGCUGGGAUGAGCCACCUGGACAGUGGGGGAAUGUGAUCACAGGAUUUUUUUUUUUCCCUAAAGCUGGGAAAGCUAUGAUGUCCUUGGGUUUCUGAUUCAGGGCACAGGAGUGCUGGUAACAUGUUAUAGUUUUGUUUCCAAGUCUCCCAAGGCCCCUGAAGAAGCAAAUGGGCACAGUUCAGAACUUAGCAGGCCCCAAAGGCCACUACUCCUUAUUGGAGUAGUGUGGACAGUAUAUUCAUUCCGUGGGUGUGUGCCAUGUGCUGCCUUCUUUGCCCUGACAAACCUCAAUAAACUGCCUUUUAAAGGUACUUAAGUGUGUUCUGAA